This is a messenger RNA of Manduca sexta (tobacco hornworm), 5969 nucleotides long. It is a transcript of the gene Lnk, whose product is annotated as SH2B adapter protein 1. Gene Ontology annotation, biological process: intracellular signal transduction. The transcript has 5 exons. Gene Ontology annotation, molecular function: transmembrane receptor protein tyrosine kinase adaptor activity. Bases 192 to 1643 code for a protein of 483 amino acids. The record is from RefSeq and is a predicted model, not a curated record. NCBI's taxonomy places the organism in Eukaryota, Metazoa, Arthropoda, Insecta, Lepidoptera, Sphingidae. Gene Ontology annotation, cellular component: plasma membrane.
AUAAUUUUAAUCUGGCAACAAAACUUGUUUUCGCGAGAAAACUUGUGAUAGCAUCGUGAAUAUUAUUUUGAUUGUGGCAUGAAAGUGUAUAAAAACAAUAAAUUUGUGAAUUAUUUAUUGUGUAUCGUAUUUUUUUAGUGAUUUGUAGAAAAACCAUCGUCCUCGUGGAGCUGUUAAGGAAACUGCUUGCCAUGGCGGGCCCGUCCGACGGCGAUCCCGACGGAUGGGUCGAGUUCUGCGAGCGUCAGGCCAAAAACACCGCUCAGGACUUCGCCAAGGCUUGCUUACAGUAUAUACAGACCGGGAAUGAAGCGUCGGCGCGACCACCGGCUACCCACAAGGAGUUAUUAAAAAAAUUCGUUGAUUGUUUUACCGAACAGUUCGAAAUUGAAAUCGGAAAAUUGAAAGCUCUUCACAAACUGCCGAACGGGACGCACACCGGCCACGAUGAGAGUGACUAUUCGGAAGACACAGAUUCUCCGAAAACGCAGCACAAGCCAUUCUUCAGAAGACUGUCAUUUAAGGGUUUGAGACGAGGCAAAGGUUUGUUCCACAAGCAAAACUCAGAUGAAGUGGAACUAAACAAGCACAAAACUAAGCUUGCUAAAAUAGUGGUAGAAUGUAGGAAAGAAGGCUUGGUCAAUUAUUUAACUCCUGAGAGUUUGGAACAGCCAAGUGGCCCUCAGAAAUGGGAGAAAUGUAGGUUAGCACUAGUAAAGACAGUGGGCGGAUAUAUGUUGGAGUUUUAUUCGCCUCCUAAGUCCCAAAAGCCUCGCAGCGGCGUGUUUUGUUUUUUAAUAUCGGAGGCGCGAGAGACCACGGCAUUAGAGAUGCCAGACCAUGAGAAUACUUUUGUGUUGAAGGCCGACAACAACAUGGAAUACGUGAUAGAAGCAGGCGAUGUGGACGACAUGAAGUCCUGGCUUGCGACCAUCAAGUACUGCAUGCGGUCGCCACCCACGACUCAGCCGCCGCCCGACGCGCUGCCUGGUGGGUUGGACCCGGCGCCUCCGGACCUGCCGCCGCGCCGCGACCUGCCCACCAGCACGAGCAACCUGGACCUGGCUACUGACACUCCUGAAGAGGCUGAGCUAGGUUCGAUAGCGGAGGAGGGGUGCGAGGUGCGGGAGGGUCGGGAGACGCGCGGGGCGCGCGAGGGUCGGGAGGCGCGCGUGUCGCUGGCGGAGUGGCCGUGGUUCCACGGCACGCUGGCGCGCGCCACGGCGGCGGGCUGCGUGCUGGCGGGCGGCGCGGCGGCGCACGGCUGCUACCUCGUGCGCCAGAGCGAGACCAGGCGCGGCGAGUACGUGCUCACCUUCAACUUCCAGGGCCGCGCGAAGCACCUGCGCAUGACGCUGAGCGAGACGGGGCAGUGCCGCGUGCAGCACCUGUGGUUCCCGAACGUGCACGACAUGCUGGAGCACUUCCGCGCGCACCCCAUCCCGCUGGAGUCGGGCGGCGCCGCCGACGUCACGCUCACGGAGUACGUGGUGGCGCACCACGCCAACCCGCGACAACAACAGCUGGGCGUGACGCACGGCAGCGACGUGCGCAUGCGCCGCGCCGAGCUCGAGGCGCUGCUGCACGCCAGCGGCGCGCACGACCCCGUCCGCGCCGUCGACAACCAGUACAGCUUCGUCUAACGAACCCUCGCCUGUGGAGGCCGCCGCGACAAACUGCUCGCCGCGAUACGCUCGCUAUGCUACUCACGUUUCGUCGAAGAUAAUGUCGCUGUUGUGUAAUCUAUGGAUAGAUAUUAAUUACCAAUUCAGAACGUCUAUUCACGUUACGUCACGGCCUAGUGUUGACCUUUCCCACAUCUUGACGUAAUAAAACGUCCGUCAACAAACUGCAUUGUGACGUUCACGGGACGCGGAUUAGAUUAGAUCUUUAUCCAAUGAAGGCUUGAACGUUGACAAUUCAAAUUAUAGACAUGUGUUUUAGCGAAAUGUCCUCCACAGAGGCAUGUUAGAAAUCUGUACGUCGAAUACAAUUUGGUAUACGACAUUCUGAGUCGGUUACCGAUAUUGCGUCAAUCUGUACUGACAUCAAUGUAAAAAUACUUGUCAAAUGUAUGCACGUUAAUUAGUGUAAGACAUUUUCACAUAGGUAUGUGUUGGUAUUUCUAAUGUGAGUUUCCUUGAAAUAAGCAUGUUUAAAUGGGCACUAACUUUAUAAAACCAUAUAUUUAACUCAACAGAUGUUGGUCACAUUGGUAUAGUUUAGGUUUUCUAUUCAAUCAAAGUGCGGAAUAUAGGUAUGAGCCUCACUCGUUUAUUGACGUCAUUAAACGUCAAAUAAAAAAUACUGCGUGGUUACACUACAUUUUUACGCUAUUUUCAAAUACUUUAAAUUCCGUCAAAUUCCGGCUGGCGUGUGUCGAAACUGCUUUUGGAUCAAACCGUCGAAAGUAAGUAUUUAAUAAGUAUAUUUUUCUAACGGAAAAGUUUGCAAUAUUGUAAAAGUUUGUAAAGCACAUAGAAGCCAACAUAUCGAAUUUCUACGACUAUGGCUGACAUUUUUCAUUAAAUUAAAUAUCGUCUUAAUUAAUAAUACCUGUGCCGCGCUCGUGGCUUCGCCCGCGUUAUUAAGUUUUUUUUUUUUUACAACCGUCCUUUAUAUUUUCCUGGCGUAAACUGGAGCCUAAAUUUUAAGUAACAAUACGAGGUGUGUUCAAAAAGUAUCGCGAAUUUAGAAUUUUCGCGGGUUAAGUAUAUUCGAAUUUCGAUUUUUUUGUGGCGUUAUGUUGAUACAUAUGUCUCACUUAUGCUGACAAGUUCGGCCAUUUUUAAUGUUCAAUAAAUUGUCAACAGCUGCUUUGCUUGCACGUGUUUUGGUUCGUCUUCGAUUUCUAUCUAUUCAAAAAAAUGGAACAAAGAACCUGUAUCAAAUUUUGUGUGAAAAACGAAAUUAAGUGCGCGGAUGCAUUCCGAAUGUUGACUGUGGCAUACGGAGAAGCUACUUUGGACAAAAGCAACAUUUAUCGGUGGUACAAAAUGUUUUCAGAAGGCCGAGAAGAUGUGAACGACGAAGAGCUUGCCGGACGCCUGAGCACUUCAACAACAGACGAAAAAAUUGAUGAAGUGAAGAAAAUGGUAUUGGCCAAUCGUCGAAUCACCAUUAGAGAAAUUGCCGAGGACCUAGGCAUAUCGAUUGGCUCGUGCUAUUCGAUUUUAAUCAAUAACUUGGGCAUGAAACGGGUCGCCGCAAAAUUCGUACCAAAAUUGCUCAAUUUCGAUAACGCCCCUGCUCACACAUCGCUGCUUGUGCGCGACUUCUUGGCCAAAAACAACACACUAAUGAUACCGCAGCCACCCUGAGACUUUUUCUUGUUCCCGAAACUAAAGAGGCCUAUAAAAGGACGACGCUACGCCACGAUUGACGAGAUAAAGACGGCAUCGAAGGAGGAGCUGAACAAGACACAAAAAAAAUGAUUUUUUGAAGUGCUUCGAAGAUUGGAAAAAACGUUGGCACAAGUGUAUAAUAUCCCAGGGGGAUUAUAUUGAAGGGGACAAAAUAGAUAUUCACGAAUACAUAAAUAAUUUUUGAAAAUACACAAAAUUCGCGAUACUUUUUGAACACACUGCGUACAUUGGUAGAAACUGCACUCAAUUCCAUGCAGUAUUUUUGCAUGCUGCAUACAAACAUGUAGGCAGACAGACUCGUAAAUUCCUAAAACUUGUUUUGGCUUCUAUUGCUAUAAUGAAGACUCCCCCAUAUUUUAUAUGCUGUGGAUAACGGUGCUGGUUGCGCAUUUACAGAUUCGUUUUUAUUUAUUUUUUUAUAUUUUAUAAUGUGUAACCGUUUGUUAUCCUAAAUAAAUAAAAAAAGAAUAUGAAAAAGUAUCGUCGAUUGUAAGUAAACACGACUUUACGAUUAGUAACUUUUUAGAAUAAGUUAGGAGUGGAAAUGUGCAAAAUCCUUAAUUUUGUGCAAUAAGUGUUUAUAAUACUUAAGGCUUAGCCAAAUUUAUGUAAGUUAAAUGCUUAUUUAAUUUAUUGAUAUUUAUAUUAUAAAUUGUAUCUAUUCCCUUUCUAUUCACCCGACGUAAUAUAACGUAACCAAACGCACUAAAGACACGUCUUACAAUUAUUUAAAUAAGUUGUUUGUGGAUGUAUUUGUAAUCAUAAUAUUAUGUCUUUUAGAAAGGGUUCAUAUUUAGUUAAUCAAUUAUAAAAGAUUUUACUGCCACGGAAUUAUAAACGAACUUAAAAUAAAUUUCACAAAUCAAGGCUAAAAUCACUAGAUAAAAUGUAACCAUAAUUUAUGGCUGAUUUGGUUAUGAAAUGCAAACUAGUUGGCCAGGUGGAGGAGCUACUCAGAACUUGUGUCUGCUAAUCCUAUGCAAAUAGGAUCUACGGGGCCGUUGUAGCUAGUAAAAUGCCUCCAUACUAGACUGAUAAAUACGAUAACCUAAUAUGGCAAAAGAGUCUAGAUACGGCUCCAGAAUUACAUAAUAUGAAUAUUGUGUAUUUGGAGUGAAUAAUAAAAUAUUCAUAUAUCUAUGUCGCUGUUGCGUAAUCUAUGGAUAGAUAUUAAUUACUAAUUCAGAACGUCUAUUCACGUUACGUCACGGCCUUGUGUUGACUUUGCCGACAUCUUGACGUAAUAAAACGUCCGUCAACAAACUGAUGUUGAGGGGCUCCUUUAUCCGCACUUAGCCCGUAGUAGAUCGGGCCGUUGUGCGUAAAUAUACAUAUUUAAUAAUGGACUGAAUUUUUCUGCGGAUAUUUUAACUUUCGUCCAGCUUUGUCAAUGUACCUAGAUUGUAUCUUAGUUUUGCACGUUAUAUAAAUAUAUUUAAUUACAAUGAACUGAUACAGUGCUAUCGAUAUAUAUGAUACUUUCCAUAAUAUUUUUCGGAUAAUAUAUCCGAAUUUUAUGUAAAACUAGGUUUAACAGUUCUGGUAACUAACAAUUGGGAUCCCGUAAUAGCAAAUCUAUGUGAUGACGUCAUGAAACAGGAACGUGGUUUCUGUUAGUUAGUGAAGCUAGUCAAUGACUUACCUUACGAAUAUAUUACGUACAAAGCAUACUCAAAUUCACAAUGUUAUAUAUUUGUACUUAUGGCGUAUGUUAGUCUAAAGGACGGUAUUACGAAAAAGUCGCUAAUUAUAUUCUAGCCAAAUUGUAAGAAUCAAUAGUUCUUACAGAAGUAAUGGUUGAAAUCAACGUGGUGGAUAUUUUAUAAAAUAUUUGUCGAUUAUUUCGCAGAUAUUCUUUAGUGUAAAAAUACCCGCAUAUUUACAUGUUGUUGAUAUUUGUAGCGGUGAUGAAACACAAUACAUUUAUUUAUUUGUUUAUUACACACAAAACAGGUUAUAAUCAUGAAUGCAUCAUAUUAUGACAUGAAAAAUAAUUCCUGGACUAUAAUUAUAACCCAAAACAUGUGUUCUAGAGAGUAAAAGUUACAUAUAGCAAGUAUAUAUAAAAACAUUUAUUACUCUGUUGUCCGAAUGGUGUUGGAAUCAUGAGUAAGUUAGCAUAAUGUGAGCACAACCGGAAAAUAUCUUAAACAAUUAGGCAGUUGACUAUGCCAUUUCAAAAUUAUUAAGUAUUUUCUAUACGAAAAUAUUUAUUUCAUGAAUUUAUUAAAUUAGUUUAGUUAUUUGAAGAUAAAGAAAGUUCCUGCGGAAACGAAGGCGUGUUUUAUCUUUAAAACAAUUUUAAUUAUUAAUCCUUUAUAUAAGUAUAGUCAACUACCUAAUUUUUCAUUAUUCAUGCAGAAGUGUAAACUACGUUAAAGGACCCCAAUCUUGAGUAAAAAGGAUUAUGUUAAGGAUAAUAAAGUGUCAAAAAUAUAUCGUUCAAUAUAAUUUUAAAGAUCCUGUUAUACCCAAUUCCCCUCAUUAAAAAAAAAUUGUAGCAUUCAAAAACAACGCUCAAGAUCCGUACCUUUAUAACAGUGGUGGCUUCGGCCACAUUGAACAUGUAAAAUAUAAACAUUCCUUGUAAGGUGUACCUAUGUA